AUUAUCAAAUUUCAUAUCCAAAUGGCCGGGGCCCACGCUAGUAAUUUUACGUUUGUAUCUCUCACCAAUUUUUUUUAAUGUUUGUAUUUUUUUAAUGUUUGUAUCAUAUUAUGUAGGGGUUAAUUGCAUGUUGGAUCACUAGGUUUACUAAAAAGGUUUAUGUUUAGUCAUUGAAAAUGUUUAAUUCCAAUGUUGGUCACUCAAAUAAGUAAAACGAUCCGUGUUUGGUCACUCUCCGUUAGUCGCAAUUGCCUACUCAACCUGGUUUAAUCCGGAAAAUAGUAAACCCAACCCGCCAUAUCAGCCUGUCCAACCCAACUUGACCCAGCUCUCCAUCUUCUUCCCUCGACCCUUCUCUACUAAUCCCUAAACUCCGCCAUCUAUUCUUUCCCUUUUGAUUGUUUUAUGACUCUUACAAUUGACCUCACUCUUCUUAUGGAACUCUACCUUGUAAUCCUUUGCCUCCUCUGUUGUUUUGCUAAGCUGCUCCCUUUAUUUCUUCUCCUUCUCCUCCAAUCGCAAGGCUUUCUCCCUGUGCACACAAACAACGGAAUGAAAGGACAACUCCUUUCCUUCUCCUUCGUCCACAAUAUUCCCGACCAGAGAACACAUGAGGAUUCUGAGCUUUAAUUGUGUGAUUUUGUCGUCGCCGUCCUUGUCGUCUCUAGCUUUCUCGACGGCCAGCGACUUUGGGCUUCAGUUUCUGGAUCUGAAAUCAAAGCGACGCCUGGUGUGGGACGGGCACUGGAACGAGCGACUGCUGCCGGCUGACCCCUGCCGCGGUGGAGUGUUUCUGGGUAUGGGAUCUGACCCGACGGAGAGUGUACGUCCGCUUUUGACUGCCGGCGGGUUUUGGAUCUGGGAUAGGGAUGAGAUUUGGGGUUUGAAGUAGUUCUUCUACUUCUAGGGAAUGAUGGUCUGAAUGAUGGAAAGAGGUGGGUUUCAAUUAAUGGUUGGGGGAGGCAAUUGGUUUUUUCGGUUGAGAUUACCAGAGAAGGGUUAAGGGAAGAAGAUGGAGAGUUGGGUGGAAUUGGGUGGGAUUUUUCUAGAAAUAGCACUGCUUAAAAUUGUUUUUAUAAAAAUAGCACCAAACUCCAAAAAAUUCCAAAAAUGGCACCCUUUCCCAAAAACCGCCACUCGUACCAGUGGUUUAGGCGAAAACCGCCAUUCGGGGGCACGUUUUUCGAUGAAAACCGCACCGGUAGGGGGUGGUUUUGCAAACCGCACCCCCACCAUGCGGUCUGUUUUUUUUUUUUUAAACAUCUUAACCUAGGUGGAAACUUCAAACGAACGUAUCUUUCUGUUCGGGUAUCCGAUCGUCGCGAUUUUUUUUAUUCCGCAUAACCUUUUGAGAUCUUGCAAGCCGAAGACUGCCGAAGGUGGUUUGGUCCCGCCUUUGUCCCAAAAAAUGUCGUUUGCUACCCCGAACGAGGUUUUUUUCGAUUUCGUCAAACUUUGGAAAACCAUAACUUUGUGCUCCAAAAUCCAAACGACAUGAAUUUUUUUUUUCGCAUAAAUUUUUAAGGAAUAC
This is a messenger RNA of Linum trigynum, 1531 nucleotides long. NCBI's taxonomy places the organism in Eukaryota, Viridiplantae, Streptophyta, Magnoliopsida, Malpighiales, Linaceae. The record is from the annotation of a GenBank genome assembly.